Messenger RNA from Aspergillus fumigatus Af293, 1290 nucleotides. The record is from RefSeq and is a predicted model, not a curated record. Lineage: Eukaryota; Fungi; Ascomycota; Eurotiomycetes; Eurotiales; Aspergillaceae.
AUGGUCAAGGCCACGCGCCUGCUGCAGACCAUCCGUGGCCCCGUCGAUAUGCUCUUUGCCAAUUUUGAGAACGUACAUACCCUGCCCUGCGCCUUGGAUACGAGAGAGACACUGACGAAAAUAGAUGGCCAGCAUGGGUGCCCUCCGCACCCUGCUCGAAGCCGGCGUCUUCCACGCUAUGCCCACGGGCGGACAAAGCAUCUCCGCCAAAGACAUAUCCGCGAAGACUGGAAUGGACAAGGAGCUGAUUGGUAUAUCUCUUCUGUGACCCCCCGAAACCCCCAGAAUGAGAAAAAGAGGCCAGCUGACGCGACAGUCCGACUGAUGCGCGCCCUCACCCCCCUCGGUCCCUUCCGCGAAACCGGCGAGGAGGAAUACGCCCACACCCCGUUCUCCGAAAUCUACAUGGUGCCGCAGAUGAACGCCAUCUUCAAGGUGCUAUCUCACCUGGGAUCGAUCCUGAUGUUUGACAGAGUCGACGAGUACUGCCCGCCCAUGCUCCGUAACCACGAGUUCCUGGCCAGGAACAACUGGAAGAACACCAUGACGCUGACCGACAACCCCUACACACACGUACACAACUGCACCGGGCAGACCAUGUUCGAUUACAUCUCGCAGUUUCCCGAGCGGCUGAGCCGGCUCAACGACGCCAUGAUGGCGCAGGACUCGGCGCUCGUCGUGCACGGUCUGUACCCGUUCACGCAAGAGCUGGGGCCUCUGGCGCGCGACGACGGAGUGACGAUCGUGGAUGUCGGUGGUGGACGCGGGCAUAUCCUGCGACAGAUUCGGGAGACGGAGCCGGACCUCAAGGGCCGCUUCAUCCUGCAGGAUCGGCCGAUUGUGAUCGAGGAGAAUGGGCGCGAGCUGGAAUCGCAUGGCAUUGAGCCUAUGGCGCAUGACUUUUUCCAGCCGCAGCCUGUAAAGGGUAUGGGCCCCCUCCCUGUCCCCUCCUUUCCUGACUGCCUGAGACUGAAUGGAAUAGGUGCCUUGGUUUACUACGUCCGCCGAGUGUUCCACGACUGGCCGGAUGACGAGGUCCGACAGAUCCUGGUGAAUCUGGCGGCGGCGAUGGCGCAGCACUCGCGCAUCCUGAUCGUCGAGUUCAUCAUGCCUGAAGUCGGGGCCACCAUGUCCAAUGCGUACAUGGACCAUACGAUGAUGACCUUUGCCGGGGUCGAGCGGACCGAGAAGAACUUUGCGAGCCUGUUGGACCAGGCUGGGUUGAAACUGGUCAAGACGUGGAGGGCACCUGGAGUCCCUGUCGGGGUUGUCGAGGCUAGAUUGCAGUGA